AAAUAACUCUCGUCCCCUUGUUUUGUCAAUUUCUGUCUCUGUCUCUCCGCUCUCUGAACCGCUGACAUCCUAUGAUUACACCGCACAGACCUUUGUUGCGCCUAACAGGAGCCCCACUUCGGAGUUUUACCUCUUCGAGGCCGGGAAGUCGUCAAGCUUCCCCUCCAUCGCAGUGCAGCAACCCAAAUAAACAGCUACCUCGACGUCCAGAAAAAAGGGUCGAGCUUACUGCGACGGUGGUAGAAGACAGGCCAGACUCUCCCUGCGCCUUAUUUCGUUGAAGAAUUCCGUUCAAUUGACCUGAAAUGCGAUCAAACUCCACUGCCCAAAUUCCACUUUAGCCCUCCCUUACAUCGCUCCGAGCUACGAUCCAUUC
Lasiosphaeria miniovina is the source of this 376-nucleotide messenger RNA. RefSeq lists its product as uncharacterized. The record is from RefSeq and is a predicted model, not a curated record. The coding region runs from base 72 to 281 and encodes 69 amino acids. The transcript has a single exon. NCBI's taxonomy places the organism in Eukaryota, Fungi, Ascomycota, Sordariomycetes, Sordariales, Lasiosphaeriaceae.